Acanthaster planci (crown-of-thorns starfish) is the source of this 1609-nucleotide messenger RNA. RefSeq names its product UPF0739 protein C1orf74 homolog. The record is from RefSeq and is a predicted model, not a curated record. Lineage: Eukaryota; Metazoa; Echinodermata; Asteroidea; Valvatida; Acanthasteridae.
CAUGUGGUCGAUAUAGAUUCAGAACUGAUCGAAUCAUCUUUUUGUUCAACUGUUGUUCUGCUGAAAGAGUAUGAAUGUGGUUUGUACGAAACUCAUAUCAAAACAGAAUCAUAUAUAAAUGUCUUCCUUACGUCAGGGAGUGUAACAAAACCUGGAAUGAACAAAUUAAUUGGUGAUACAUAAUAAGUUAUAAACAGUAAAAUGGAGACUGCAUUUAUCAUGAAAAGAUACGUUGGGAGAACAGCGAGGAAGAACUGGAGAGAAAUCUUGUGUGACAUGGAGGCGGUGUCAUCUGGAAUUAAGCCAAGUUUCCUGUAUGACUACUCCUGUAUUGAACCCACAGAGUUGUCUAAGAUGGUGGAUGACCUAAUUGUAUCAGGGCUCCUUGUGAAGGAGAAUUUACAGGUGUUAAGUCUAGGACAGGAUUCUUUCCUCGCCAAUAAACCUCUUCUGCAGGAAACGCUUGGGGAGUUUCUCGGGGCUCUUGAAGGAGGCAACCACAUGCUGGUUGAUGUGUCAGCAAAGCUUGAACAGCCCCAACUACUUGAUGAUGAGGGUGUCGAACGAAUCAAGGACCAUGUUAGAGAUGUCAUGAUGCAGCUGCAAGAUUUGAGCAGGACACCAGUGACUGUUCUGGAGUUGAAUCCUAAACCGGGCUGGAACUUCUCAACGUUGUUUGGUGUGUUACUUGGAUAUCCAGUGGUGUAUUGGUUUCAUGACGUCCAACGUUGCUCCAAUUGCCUGUCCAUGGUACCGCUCAGUGUUUACCGAGUGUCUGCCAACCAUGAUGAUCUGCAGCAUUCAGCGAAUCCCCCCUACCCAAUAGAUACCACUUCACACACUCCUCAGCUAAGCGAAGUUGUCAAUGAACAUCCCAUUUACAGCUUCAGCGUUCCGGAAGCACUCUUGCCACACUUCCAAGAUCACAUUGAUGAUUGGUUCAAACGAGUUCAAGCAAAGGCGCACAAAGAGCUCAGGCUGACUUGUAAAUCAGUGACAUUACCAAGCAUCACACUGUAAUGUUUUACUUGUAAUAGACCUCAAACACAAUGACGUCAAGUUGUGUUUAUAUGUGCGCUUUAAUAGGGGUUCACUAGAUAGCAUCCCACCUCCCUUCCCUAGGAAACACACCUGUUCACAAAGCAUGAAGUCAUUAGAGUCGCUGUGUUAAGUGUAUUGGAGUAAGCCACUAAAAAUCUCUGCAUAGAAGUGUUACUGUACAUAUAGCUCUUUUAGCCUGAUUCCUAGAACAUCUAUAAUCCCUGUCAAAUGUUGACUGUUCUGCCCAAACUCUUGACAAGUUUUGCAUGGCUAAGAGACCAGUGCUGUAGUCAGUGUGGGUGUUAAAUGUUUGAACAAUAAGAAACAUCUGAAAUUAACUUUUCUUUUAGUUAUCCGCCCCAAGUAGACGCGCAUCCCGAAGUGGCAAAAGAUGGUUGUGAGUUUUCGAAGUGGGUUCUUGCAUGCAUUCUGUUUGUACGCAAAGACCAUACAUUAAGGAAUAAAUUUGUGAAGCAUACUUCGCAUGCUCCACGUCAAACGCGCCAUUGAUUGAUUAUAAAUGCGCACUUAUGUGAGUACCCAAAACAUGUCCUCUUUUGUCACGCUC